Striga hermonthica is the source of this 954-nucleotide messenger RNA. The record is from the annotation of a GenBank genome assembly. Lineage: Eukaryota; Viridiplantae; Streptophyta; Magnoliopsida; Lamiales; Orobanchaceae.
GAGGCUCGCGCAGCAGCCGCGGCGGCGAUGCCACCGCUGCCACCACCGAAUCCAGCACCGAUGCAAGGAGGGACGAUGGCGCAAGGAGGAGCGCCACUGAAGGCAGCUGUACAAGCCCACGGUCAGCAAAUGAGGAGAGCUCGAGGACAUCCCUUUUCGAGGGAGAUUCUUGUUGCUCCUUUGCCGAAUAAUUUCAAGGAGACCAACUUGGUGUAUGAUGGGUCAUCUGACCCGUCGAGGCAUGUGAGGACCUUCGAAAAUAUGGAUGUGUUGCGUGGAUAUUCUGAUUCUGUUUAUUGCAGGGCAUUUUUAUUGACCUUGCGCGGAGGAGCACUUGAUUGGUUUAAUCAAUUACCCCCUGGGUCGAUUGCGGAUUUUGAGUACUUUACCAGCAAGCUUACCAAUCAAUAUUCAAGCGCGGUGGCACAGGAGAAGACGUAUUUGACUCUGAUGGCAAUGAGGCAGGGGGAGAAGGAGUCAUUGAGGAAGUAUGUUGCUCGAUAUAAUCAGACGUGUUUAGAGGUGCACUCGGCUUCGGACGAGAUAAAGGCGGGAGGAUUGAUAAGGAGCCUUCGAGCAAGGCCUUGUCGAACUUCCCUGGCGAAGACCCCUGCUCCAUCAUAUGAGGAUGUGCUGAAGAGGUGUAGGAAGUACAUUAAUUUGGAGGAGAUGGAGAUGGAGUUUGCAAAGCUGGAAGGGGUGGCUCGACCAGAGCCAAAAAGGGAGAAAAGCCCGCAAAGGGGGAGAUCGCCGAGGAGAAAUUCACCCAAAAGAAGUGGGCAGAAGAGGGCCUCGCCCCGAGGAGGGAGUCGAGACUCGAAAAAGGAGAAUAAAGAUGAGUGGCAGAGGAGGCCGAUGUUGUUUGAGAGGCAGAGAUACCAUACUUUUACGCCAUUGAGGAAAGAUAUGACAGAGGUCCUCGAGGCCAUGGAGCAGAAGAUGCCGAGCGAGGAU